This is a messenger RNA of Trichoplusia ni (cabbage looper), 1936 nucleotides long. It is a transcript of the gene Vps60, whose product is annotated as charged multivesicular body protein 5. The record is from RefSeq and is a predicted model, not a curated record. The transcript is spliced from 5 exons. Gene Ontology annotation, cellular component: multivesicular body. Bases 89 to 769 code for a protein of 226 amino acids. Gene Ontology annotation, biological process: vesicle budding from membrane; late endosome to vacuole transport via multivesicular body sorting pathway. NCBI's taxonomy places the organism in Eukaryota, Metazoa, Arthropoda, Insecta, Lepidoptera, Noctuidae.
CAAACAAAAGUCUUUAAACUGUUGUGAAAUUUGUAGGGUUCGUCAAGGUAAUCUUUAUUUUAUUUUGAGAGUAAACAAGAAUUCCAAUAUGAAUAGAAUAUUUGGAAGAGGAAAACCCAAGGAACCAGGGCCAAGCAUCUCGGACUGCAUUAGCAAUGUUGAUGGCAGGGCUGAUAAUAUUGAGCAAAAAGUCCAGAAGCUGGAGACAGAACUUAGAAAAUAUAAAGAUCAAAUGAACAAAAUGAGAGAGGGGCCAGCUAAAAAUUCAGUUAAACAAAAGGCGAUGAGGGUUUUAAAGCAAAAGAAAAUGUAUGAACAACAACUUGAAAAUCUACGAGCUCAAUCUUUUAAUAUGGAACAAGCAAACUAUGCAACACAGACACUCAAGGACACACAUGCAACUGUAGCCGCAAUGAAGGAUGGUGUUACACAGAUGAAGAAAGAGUUUAAGAAAAUUAAUAUUGAUGCUAUUGAGGAUGUUAAUGAUGAGCUUGCGGACAUGUUGGAACAAGCUGAUGAGGUGCAGGAAGCGCUGGGCCGCCAGUACGGCAUGCCAGAGAUUGAUGACGACGAACUUGCUGCUGAAUUAGAUGCUCUUGGUGAUGAGAUCGCCCUUGACGACGACGCUUCUUACCUCGACGACGUAGUAAAGGCCCCGGCGGCUCCCGACAAGGAGCCCGGCGCGGACAGCGUGCGCAACAAGGACGGAGUGCCCGUCGACGAGUUCGGCUUGCCGCAAGUACCCAGCGCGGUACAAACCUCACGCUGAUCGCACUUACACCGUGGUACAGGUCAUUCUAUUGUUACUCACUAUUGUUUUAACUACAUCGUUCACUGUGCUCUUUGAGGAAGCGAGAAACCGUUACAUGCUCUGUUGAGCACCAUCUCCCUCUUACAAUUCGUUUAAAAAACUUAAAAAGGCAGCACUGAUUUCUUUAUUGUAUCAGAACUUUCACUCGAGUAUUAUUGAACCCCCCUAUCAAUGACAAUGAACCAUGAAAUUGGGUAUUCAGGAGCUUUGUCAACUACUUCUCAUUGCUGAGGUUUAUGUGUCAGCACAAUUAAUUAGUAUGUCAAGUAGGGUGUCAUGAACAAAUGGUUGAUCUAGUUAUACCAAGACCCACAUUGACGUAAUAAAAAAAAACAAAUGAUUAAGAGUUUAAUUUUUUGAAGGUUCCGAUAAAAUAUCCGAAAUCAAGUACAUUGUCUCGACAAAAUGUGAAAUGCUUAUAGAUUACUUCUUAACUUGGUUUAUGUACAGCAUUUACUUUUUAAUCACCUGUGUCAUGAUCAUAAUACCUAUUCAUAGUACUCAUAAUUAUUACCUGUACUGCAUAAUGUAUCAUAAUAUUCUUCACUGCAUGUUGUAUUAUACUAAGAGCUUAGUAAUUUCACUUUGUAACAUUAAUUUUUACUUUAAAGCGGAAGGAACACGAGCACUUUUGUUUUAUUUGAUGAGUAAACAACUCGUUUUUGUUCAUUGUAAUUAUUUGAUAUCAUAAUUUUACUUUUAAAGCAUUGAUAUAUGAUAACUGUCAAAUGUCUUUCAUUGUUGGUCAUGGUUAGUUUUUGCAAAUUCAACCUUCUGUAGAUGUCUUAAAGUUUGAUAUAUGAUGCGAGACUAAUAGUGCGGCCACACAAUUUUAAUAGUUGUGGACAUUUUGGGCAGAAUGACUUGGGUGGUUGCUUUUAUACAUGAAUGUUUCAAAAUAAUUAAAUAAAAAAGAAAAUUGUUUUUUUUUCUCCUUAUUUCUUAUAGACUUUUUUUUGGUUCGACUCUGAUUUGGCAUCAUACAAAGUGAAAUAAUAAAUAUAAAUUUAUAAAACAUGUUUUGUGAUUCAAAUUUUAUAAUUAGUUGCUGUAACUUUAUAUGUAAAUGUAAUCUAGUUAUUAUCAUUUUUAUAAACUUAAGUUAUAAUAAACAAUCUUUGUAAA